This is a messenger RNA of Gryllus bimaculatus (two-spotted cricket), 669 nucleotides long. Lineage: Eukaryota; Metazoa; Arthropoda; Insecta; Orthoptera; Gryllidae. The record is from the annotation of a GenBank genome assembly.
AUGGCGUCUCUUUGGCUGCUCGUACCUACCUUCCCGUCUCACGCCUCGCGGGCGGCGGCAGGUGGCGUGGCGGGCGAGAGCGGGUGGCGAGGCGGGGUGGUGAGGCGAGGUGGCGAGGCGACGGUGGCCGAGUGCAGUGCGGCGAGGGGUGGCGAGGCGAGGUGGGGAUGCGAGGUGGUAGGAAUGGCGAGGCGUGGUGGGCAGGCGAGUGUGGCGAGGGCAGAGGUGGCGAGGCGAGGUGGCCGAUGUGUCGACGAAAAAACUAGUGUUUCAGAUGCGAUUAUAGACUGCGAUGUCCUGAUGGGUUUUUGGACCGAAGGGCGGGACGAGCUUAUAUUGCGCGGAAAUUGGGCGAGAGCGGGAAUCUGCAAGAGAAAACAUUACUCAGAAGAAUUUGCAGUGAACAUCUCCAACGCGUGGGUGCUGCCGCAGGAAGGCUUUCCGGUCUUCUACCGCUACUUCCGGGACCGCAUCACGUGGUUCGAAGCCGACGCCGUCUGCCAGUUCCACCACGCCAACCUCGUCACCGUGGAUAACAGCGUGCAGUUCGACACAACUCGCGCCUAUCUAAAAGAAUUGGAUGUGGUGAAUAAUGUGUGGAUUGGUCUCAAGAAAGGUGGCCCGAACGAGCAGUUUGCUUGGACAACAAUUUUGUUCAUAUUUUUCUAA